UAGCACUUUCUCUACAAGCUCUCUUCAUUCGAUCUGCCAUGUCCAUACGAGAGAGAUUUCAAAAUGAGCAAUAAUAGGUCUUGGAUGUAUGAAUGAUUCGAAAAUCGAGGCUUUCUAAAUGAAGACUUCAAAAAAGGAGUUAAUGAGUUUAUUCAAAAGGCGGUAAACUUAUAUCCAAGUGGGGUUAUUGCAUGUCCGUGUAGAAAGUGCAAGAAUAGAAAAUUGUUCACUUGGGAUAUUGUUAAACAACAUCUAUUUGAAAAAGGAUUUGUUGAAGACUACUAUGUAAGGGGAGCGCACGGAGAGACAUAUAAUUCAAAUGGGCUGGUUUAUUUGGAUGAAGGUAGCUCUUCCCAUCAUAAUACAUUUGAAGUUCCAUAUGACCCAUAUAAAUCGAUGUUUGAAGAUGCUGUUAGGAAUGAAUUUCCUAUCGGCCCGCCUGAUGCUAUGCAUGUGGAUGAUGAGGAGCCUAAUCCAAUGACAAAGAGCAUGUAUGAAAUGCUUGCUGCGACAAGUCAGCCAUGUUUUGAUGGUUGUCCAAUGACGGAGUUGAGUGCCAUGACUGAAUGGUUGAACUUAAAGACAGAGAUGAAUUUAUCAGAGGCUGCCACUGACAGAAUUGCUCAACUUAUGAAUAGGUUUUUCCCAACACAUAUCUCCAAUCGGCCCAUCCAGAAUUUCAAGAAAAUUAAAAGGAAGCUCUCACUAUUAGGAAUGACCCAUCAAUCUAUUGAUUGUUGUCCAAAAGGGUGCAUGAUCUAUUAGAAAGCAGACAGUGAACUAAUUGAGUGCAAAUUUUGCUCUAGUGCAAGGUACGAGAUCAAUAACCAGUCAAGUAAACCAAUCCCGCUUUCCAGGAUGGAGUAUUUUCCGAUUACUCCAAGGCUACAGAGGCUUUAUGCCUCAAAUACAACUGCUGGGGAUAUGAGAUGGCAUAAAAGUCACCACAGAGAAGAAGGAGUGAUGCGACAUCCAUCAGAUGGAAAGGCAUGGAUUCAUUUUGACAAUCUUUAUCCAUCAUUUGCCGAGGACCCUAGAAAUGUUAGACUCGGGCUAUGCUCAGAUGGGUUUCAACCAUUUGGACAAUUUGGACAGAAGUAUUCAUGUUGGCCUAUUAUCGUGACACCAUACAACCUGCCUCCAGAAUAUGAUUCCUAUUAGAGGUCAUGGUGUCACCGGGAUGAACAAGAAAGCAGACCGCUUAUCGCAAGAGAAACAUCAGGUAGUUCGGGUCGCUCAAGACCAUCUCCACCCUUCACUAUGCCGGGCAGAAACUCUACCCCCCACUCAACACCAUCUCUUAGCCACUCAAAAAAGCAUCAACCCUUGUCUAGUAAGGGCAGAAAUAUUACCCCCCAAGUAGGACAGACACGACAACCUCCACAACCACCCCCGUCCCAAUAUCAUAAUACUCGGGGUCCUAGCCCAAAUAUCACAACAGUCACUAACCGGCAACCCACCAUUUCACCAACUCAAGGCCCUAAUAAAGACCAUUCUUUGCUCUCCAAUCAAGAGAGUCCGUCAACAACAAUGAGAAGCAAUGAACUAGAAGAUAGUGACCCAACAACUCAUUCCAAUGGAGAAGACGAGCUAGCUGAAUGGAAUCCUGAUGCAUACAAAGAUCUCGAGUGGGGUGAAGAACCUUUGGACCACUUCAGAUCUUUAGCUAUAGCAAAAUUUGAAAGACCCAAUGUUGGGUUAAAUGCAUCUAGAGUACUUAUAAAUAUUGUUUCCAACAAAACAAGUUUGCGAUUUCCAACAAUUGUUUCAAGACAGAUAAAGUACAAUCUGCAUCCGGCUGUGCAACAAUGGAAGUGGGUACCCGAGAAGACAAAGGAUUUAUAUUGGGAGCAAUUCCAGGAUUUAGUAAACUGGGAUAUAUCCAAGUUCAGUGAUGAAGACAUUAGGAAGGGUUACGAAAAUUAUCUUAAGCAACGUGCUUAUUCCAAUAUAAUGUCUAAAAUCAGGGCUUGUCGGCCUCUAACUGUGAACGACUUCACUUGGGGGGUUGUGGAAGAGUUUCGUGGGUGUAUUACAUUUUAAAGAUUGUCUGAUUCUGGGAAAAAGAAUCGGAAUGCUGGUGGAGAUAGAUGCAAACAGUAUGGAGGAUCUCGGUCUGCAGCAGAUUUGGCAGCACAAGAGUCAAGUGUUUCAGGAGAGGAAGUUAACCCUGUCAAAAUCUGUGUAACUUAUCAUCCAAGAAAGAGAAAGAAUGGAGAACUAAUUGACUAUGGCUCACAAUCAGAAGUCAUGGAGGCUAUUUUGAAGUUGUCUGAUGAAUUUAAUGAGCACAUUCAGCAAACUAAACAAUCUGAAGCUCAAAUUGGGGGCUCCAAGAAUGCAUCUAAAGCUGUAGUUGCUGAAUUUAAUUCCAAAUAUUUGGAAAUCGCUGGAGGAAGAAACAAAAAAGUAUUCGGAUUAGGAAAGUAUGCGAAAGCUUUCCUUCAACAAUUGGAAUCAAAAUACCGAAAAGCUUCAGCAUCUUCACAACGUGCACAUGAAUUUUGUGUCUAUUGGGAUGAACGCAUGCGGAAGUGGUUAUCUUCACAAGGCGAGGAAUGCCCACCGGUAAUGCCACUCGUGGAUGAACGCUUGCUAGAUGAAGAUCCUUGUUCACUCCCAAAAACUUUUGAGCAAACAUGGCUUCCAUUUCUGAAAACACUUGGAAUGGAUGCACCAAGUUUUUUCCAUUUUACUCCAUCAUCCUAUCAAGAUUCUCAAAACACUUGAGUAUUUGUUAUUUCCAAUUAUAUAUCCAACUAGUAUCCAUAUUAUGAAUUUAGUUGUAUUUUUGGAUUGUGGUAUGGCUUUACUUAUGGUACUCACAAUGAAUGUUGGUUGUUAAAGUGUGUUUCUAUAAAAGUUAA
Cuscuta europaea is the source of this 2867-nucleotide messenger RNA. Lineage: Eukaryota; Viridiplantae; Streptophyta; Magnoliopsida; Solanales; Convolvulaceae. The record is from the annotation of a GenBank genome assembly.